Molecule: messenger RNA, 1110 nt
Organism: Mitosporidium daphniae
Lineage: Eukaryota; Fungi; Microsporidia
Exons: 5
Coding region: 1-1110 (369 amino acids)
Cellular component (GO): cytoplasm
Molecular function (GO): GTP binding; ATP hydrolysis activity; ATP binding
Source: RefSeq, a predicted model, not a curated record
AUGUCUCAAAAAAACAUCAAAGACACGCCAACCAUUCUACUGGGACGCCCAUCAAAUACCCUCAAGAUGGGGAUUGUGGGUCUUCCAAACGUGGGAAAGAGCACUUUUUUCAAUGUGCUAACUCGCAGCUCCGUUCCUGCUGAAAACCGCCCAUUCUGCACGAUUAAUCCAUCAGAAAAUAAAGUUGCCGUUCCAGAUGCUCGUUUUGAUUGGUUAUGUGAGAAAUACGAGCCUGUAUCUAAAAUUCCGGCCUAUUUGGUUGUCAUUGAUAUUGCUGGACUGGUCAAAGGUGCCUCCAAAGGCGAAGGCCUAGGAAAUGCAUUUCUGAGCCAUAUUAAAGCCGUUGAUGGCAUAUUUCAUAUGGUUCGAACCUUCGCUGAUGAUUCGAUUGAACAUGUUGAGGGAGACGUGAAUCCAAUCCGCGACAUGGAAAUCAUUCAUGACGAGCUUCGCUUGAAAGAUGUCGAGUUUCUGACAAAACAGUUGGAAAUUGCAAAAAAAAAUCUGCGUGGGCAUGAGCAGGAUAAAAUCAAAAAGCUGGAAUGUGAUACUAUUGCAAAAGCUUUGGAAACCGUUACCUCUCAAAAGGACAUAAGAGAAAUCGCCUGGAAUAACAAGGAGAUUGAAAUCAUCAACACACUGCAGCUAUUGACUGCCAAGUCAAUGGUGUAUUUGGCGAAUAUGACGCCUGAUGAAUUUAUAAAAAAGAAGAACAAAUGGCUUCCCAAAAUGAAGGAGUGGAUCGAUGCCAAAGGCAUAGGAGACACCCUUAUUCCAUUUAGCGCCGCUUUGGAGGGUUCUCCAGAAGAACUACCGAAAGGAGUCCAUUCUACCCUUCCAAAGAUCAUUAAACUGGGAUACCAAGCACUCCAGUUGCAAUAUUAUUUCACGUCUGGAAUUAAGGCCCCACAGGCAGCAGGGGUCAUUCAUACCGAUUUUGAGCGAGGAUUUAUUGCUGCAGAAGUUAUGGCAUUUGACGACCUUCGCGAGUGUGGAACAGAGGCUGCGGUAAAGGCCGCCGGUAAAUACAUGGUCAAAGGCAAGGAUUAUGUCGUUAAUGACGGUGAUGUGAUAUUUUUCAAAUUCAACGUUACUGGAAAAAAGAAAUAA